Molecule: messenger RNA, 3792 nt
Organism: Actinia tenebrosa (Australian red waratah sea anemone)
Lineage: Eukaryota; Metazoa; Cnidaria; Anthozoa; Actiniaria; Actiniidae
Product: casein kinase I
Biological process (GO): protein phosphorylation
Molecular function (GO): protein serine/threonine kinase activity; ATP binding
Source: RefSeq, a predicted model, not a curated record
UCCAGUUUUAGCUGAUCUCGAUUUGUAACCUCAGAUUUGAGCUCAAGUUUUCGCCAAAAAACCCUGAAAAUAACCUUCAUGUGGCUCCAUAGACGACUAAUAGAGGCUUCCAGGGUUAAAUUAAACGAUCUUAUGGUUUUAUGAGCAAUAUGGAGCGAAAUUUUGCUCCCCUUUACGAGACUUUUUGGUUUACAGUGUUGUCGUUUGGCCGCCGGUAAGAUUCACAUUACAAGAUGCAGUCAAAACGAGAGCAAGACGGCGAUCGUAUUCGCAAGAAUACGAGGCAAAGUAGAAGCAGUGUUCACACUCCUAGGAGUAGCUCUAACUCUUCAAGUUCUGGAGUAAUGAUGGUGGGGCCAAACUUUCGCGUUGGGAAGAGAAUAGGCAAUGGAAACUUCGGUGAACUUCGACUUGGUAAAAACCUAUACAACAAUGAACAUGUCGCCAUCAAGUUGGAACCUAUGAAGUCUCGAGCACCACAACUUCAUUUAGAAUACAGAUUUUACAAAUCUCUCGGCAAUGCAGAGGGUAUUCCUCAAGUGCAUUACUUUGGUCCAUGUGGCAAGUAUAAUGCUUUGGUUAUGGAACUGCUUGGACCCAGUCUGGAGGAUCUCUUUGAUCUUUGUAACAGACAGUUCUCUCUUAGAACUGUUCUUUCAAUUGCUAUUCAGUUGCUCAGUAGAGUGGAAUAUGUGCAUUCAAAAAAUAUGAUCUACAGGGAUAUUAAACCUGAAAACUUUCUCAUCGGUCGAAAAUCGACGGGAAAAGACAAAUUAAUUCACAUAAUUGACUUUGGACUUGCAAAGGAAUAUAUUGAUCCAGAAACCAAAAAACAUAUUCCGUACAGAGAACACAAGAGUUUAACAGGAACAGCAAGAUACAUGAGUAUAAAUACACAUCUUGGAAAAGAGCAAAGUAGAAGAGAUGAUCUGGAAGCCCUAGGACAUAUGUUUAUGUACUUUUUAAGGGGAAGCUUACCAUGGCAAGGGCUAAAGGCAGAUACACUCAAAGAGAGAUAUCAAAAAAUUGGGGAUACCAAACGAUCAACACCAAUAGAAGUCCUUUGUGAAAAUCAACCAGAAGAGCUAGCUACAUAUCUGUAUUAUGUAAGAAGACUAGACUUCUUUGAAACUCCAGACUAUGAAUAUUUGAGAAAACUGUUAAGGGAUUUACAAGAGAAAAAAGGUUACAUAGAUGACGGAGAGUUUGAUUGGACACACAAGCAAAUACCCAGCCCAUUGAAUUCAGUCACUCAUGAUCAUCACACAUCAAAAGAUUCUCGCCUCUAUCCAAGGGUAUCGGAGAAACCGAUGUCUUCAUCUGUUACCAAUAAGUCGGGUCAAGACAGGAAAGGUGCAUGGGGUGAUCCAUAUGGACCCAAGAGUCCUAAUCUAUUAACACCAACAACAGAUCGACUAGGCGGCUCUGUACAAGUAGUAAGCUCAACUAAUGGGGAUUUAGGACCAGGUGAUGACCAGGGCAAGUCUGGGGCACCUCUUAACACUCAGCCUGAAGUAGAAGUGGUUGAAGAAACCAAGUGCUGUUGUUUCUUCAAGCGAAGAAAGAAAAAGAAACUACCUGUAGCCAGGCACAAAUGAUGCUCCAGUGAUUUCGCCUAAUUUUACCCAGUUUUCGGUACGCUUCAGGCCACCUCUUCCUUUUCUUUCCUCAAAUAAAUCAAACUAAAGACUGAAAAAAAAAGGCUUUCGGUCUCCAGGCCCGUAAAAAAUGCCACUUGGGAAUAUCAAGGGUACUGCGCCGGCGCUUCAAGUGUCCAGCGGUUGCAUUAGUCGCUUCAGAUUCGUCUCAUCUUCUCUCCUGCGAGAGCUCGAAAAGGAAGAGGUGGCCAUGGUCUCGCGAACUGUGGAUGUACUGAACUACGUUUGGGUCUGAUAAUUCCUGUUCAAAACGUCAAGUGGACCAACUCUAUGCACCAAGGUUUUGUAGGAGUCAUUUUUAUAUGAACAGAACAAACAAAAAAGUUAAUCUUUAAAGCCACAUUGGCCGUCAUUUUCCUUCCACGUCGAACAACGCAUACAUGCAAGUAUGUGCAGGACUUGUUGUCUGCAUUUGCUACGGUGGAAUCGAAUAUUUAGAAAUGAAUGGGCGGGCCUUUUAUAGUAGCGUAGUUAGAAGUUCAUUACCUUGGCGCUAGACCGCCUCCGUGUUGCCAACCUUUAUUUUCAAGUUAGUAAAUCUUCUUAAGUUCAAUAUUUUUUUUACAUUAAUAAAUGAAUCAUGGUUAGGCCUCACUAAGCAUGAAAAGCGGCAAGUUUUACGAUAACGAACAAAAAUCAAUUCGGAUUUCCUUUGUUUCCUUUCCAAAGCUCCAUUUCCAGGGAAAGAGUGAAGGAGAGAGGGAGUAUGUCGGAAGAAUUUCAAAAUUGCUUCGCGUUAAUAUCUUAUAACGUGUUUACCACAAUCUCCUUUUCCAAUUUCGAAGAAUGAAUGUUGAUGAUUUCGUCCUACAAGGGAUUGUGGGGCUUAUGUUUGGGAUUCCUGUACAAAUACGAUGACCUUGACGAACUAAUUGACAAUCCCUAGUAUAAUUUCCCACUUCCAUUUCUGUUUCUUCUUGCAGGCCUCCCGAGUGUUUACAGUCACUCGAGUUUCCUUUUAGAUCCACAAAUUCAGCCCCACAAGUUAACAAAAGGCGAAUUCAUCAAAGUCUUUCUUUGAGUCUGACAAAAAGGAAAUCAAUAGACCCAUUCAGCUUUGGCGUAAAGUUUUUACACUUCAGACCACGUUUUGUUCCCUUAGUUAUGGUUUCUUUGUUUACUGGAGAAUAUUAAUUGCCCACUUUAAAAGCGAGUUGAAGACUGGGAGUUAACUUGCCAUAAUUCAAAAAUAAACACCUUAACGAGAAAGUGUACAUCAAAAUUAGUAAAUUUCUGGAUUUUUAAGAGAUUGGGUUUAGUAAUACAUUUUGUGUAGCAACCUCCCAACAUCUCGGAAAUUACAAAGAAAUGUAUGGUUACUGUGAACGCUUGUCCUUAGGUAAAAACACAUGUAAUUUUUGACGUUUUUGAUUGAUUAUCAUUUAGCUGUUCGGCUUAGCCAGUCGAAGACAUUGCAGGAACCUAUUAAUUUUGAUGUGCUCUUUCUCGUGAUGGGAAUCAUUUUUUUGGUAGAUUAAUUCUUAAUACUCGUUCCCAUUCCUCCACUCAUUUCUAAAGUGGGCAAUUUGGAUAUGGCUCCUAAUCAAACAAAGAAUCUUAUAUCCAGGUGGAAGUGCUAUAAGAUGGAAAAGCGUUUCUGUAUGGGUCUAUAUAAGGAGGCCCGGAGAUCAGUUCCCUGGAUCCUCAUAGUUCAUUGUGUCUGAUCACUUCGCUUGUACAUGCCAGCCAUCCCUUGUAAAUACAUUCCCGAUCACGAAUGAUAGAUUGUUUCCUUCAUACAAGCCUUUUGUAGCGCUUGUAUGUAUGGUUUUAUGAUAAGCGCGUUAGUGUUACCCAAGAAAAUUAACAAUACAAUGAAGAAAAUCCAAAUAUAUUUAUAACUGAUAUACCUCUAAAUUGUUAGUUGUAGUUAGGGUCGCCCAUUCAUUACUGAAAAAUAUCAUUGUUCAGUUAAAAGCCUUGAGAGACAUUUUACAUGCGGGACAACGAUAACCACGCCCGCAAAUAUUUUUUUUAAGAAUAUCUGUCAUUUCAAUCGUCGACUUAUCAGAUUUCCAUUUCAGAGUACAGAUUUGAUGGCCAUUUAUAGGAUUAGCCUAAAGCCCUGUUAUACGUAUUGAACUUUUUUGUACUACUUGCGUCGCAGGAAAAAGUCAUUGAACUUUUUUUGUAC